Messenger RNA from Enhydra lutris kenyoni (northern sea otter), 2141 nucleotides. It is a transcript of the gene PDE6G, whose product is annotated as phosphodiesterase 6G. NCBI's taxonomy places the organism in Eukaryota, Metazoa, Chordata, Mammalia, Carnivora, Mustelidae. The transcript is spliced from 4 exons. The coding region runs from base 1365 to 1628 and encodes 87 amino acids. Gene Ontology annotation, biological process: positive regulation of G protein-coupled receptor signaling pathway; positive regulation of epidermal growth factor receptor signaling pathway; visual perception. The record is from RefSeq and is a predicted model, not a curated record. Gene Ontology annotation, cellular component: photoreceptor outer segment membrane. Gene Ontology annotation, molecular function: cGMP binding; 3',5'-cyclic-nucleotide phosphodiesterase activity.
AAAGCAGAGGCUUUAACACACUGAGCCACCCAGGUGCCCCACAGAGCAUCUCUUUUAACACGGCCUCAUGUAGAUUCAAAAAAGUCCCAGAAAGAGAAAGCUUUUCUCCAGGGACAACGGCAAAGCUUGGCAGGCUCUGAGGCUCCGUGAAGGUUGGCUUAUCACAGAGAUGUGGAGGUUUUCCAUAUUUUUCUCCAAAAUGCAGAUUUAUAGGAGGUUUUCUGUGUGUACCUGGGUACACAUACGCAUACACAUCUGAAGGAUCCUACUGAGUUAGCGCUACUGCGGAAUGACAGAGUCACAGCGAAGUCUCGUCCCAGCGCAGCCGCUGGCCUUGCUCCCCCCGGCAAGGCAGGCUCCUUCUCCGCGCGGCCCACGGCAGUCAGGGAAGCCCGCGCGGCACCAGCCCAGUCAUGCGGCUGCGGGUCUUGGCUGCCCAUUGGUUUGUUUCCUAGGCACUGGCCGGCCACCUGUGACAUGUCCGGACCUGGGCCAGAAGCUGCAGUCCAGCAGAAGCUCUGCUGUGUUCCACUCCAACGUGGAAGACGGAGGUUAACAUGAGCAUUAUCUGGACGCACAACUCUAGGAGCAUGAACGAGUUCUAGCUGCCGUGAGGUCCUGUGAAAGGGCCAUCCUGCUCUAUCCUGGGGGGUUGCCCUGAGGAAAUGACCCUGGGGCAGGGCUCUGAAGUCCUGGGAAGAGGGAGCAGAGCAAGCAAGGAGAGGUGUACCUCACGCCAACAGAGCAGUAGGUGCAAAGAUUUUGGGGUGGAAGAAGGGGCCGGGAGCAUGGAGAACGAGGCAGAGGGAUGAAAGGUGAGGUCCAAGAGGUAGACAGUGGCCAGACUACAUGGAACUUUGGGGGCCAUGAAGGUGGAUGCUUUAGAGGUCAGAGAACUGAAAGUGGGGAGACCCAGGACCUCAGCCAGGACAAUUUUUUCAUUUCUAAGACAAGCAGCUUGUCUACCCAGCAGUCCGUGAUGGCACGUCCCAUCCCUGUCCCGGUCCCAUCCUCAGCCCUUCCCUCAUCUCCCUGAGCCCUUAGGGGUGAUGCCCUCCCACCACCCUCCCGAGUGGCCCUGCCAAUCUCAUUAGUGUCAUGUUGGGGGUCAUCCUAAUCCGCUUACCCAGAGGCAGGAUAAAUGCCCAGCCGGCCCCCUGCUGGGGGAUGCCUGGACACUCACACCCACGGCCUCCUGAGACCUGCCCAGAGCUUGGAAUUUCUCUGUUCUACUGGAUUGAGACCUGCAAGGGAGGCAGAAGCAAGGGGGCUGACCGGGACCCCCCCUCUUGGUGUGUCCCCAGCCCACGGCGUGAGGGAGUCUAGAAGGCAGAGUUUGCCGUGGGGUCUCUCCCAGCCUGGCCAUGAACCUGGAGCCACCCAAGGCCGAGAUCCGCUCGGCCACCAGGGUGACAGGGGGGCCCGUCACUCCCAGAAAAGGGCCCCCCAAAUUUAAGCAGCGGCAAACCAGACAAUUCAAGAGCAAGCCCCCCAAGAAAGGUGUCCAAGGGUUUGGGGACGACAUCCCUGGAAUGGAAGGUCUGGGAACAGACAUCACGGUCAUCUGCCCGUGGGAGGCAUUCAACCACCUGGAGCUCCACGAACUGGCCCAGUACGGCAUCAUCUAGCACCAGGGCCUGACCCGGAGCCUCAGGGCCGUCUCCCCUGCUGCCCGCUGCGACCCCUGCUCAGGAUUCCUGUGAGGAGCCCCUCCCCCACCAAGGGUGUCCAGAUUGCCCGGUUUGUGUCUGGAGACCCCUGCAGGGUGGCAACCUCAGGCCCCCAGAUGCCAGUUACCAGAAGUGCACCAGCUCCCUGCCAGACACCUCAGGGCCAGGCAGGCUCUGCUCAGCCUCCAGAAACACUGGCCCAGAGAUCUUCUCUUAGGGCUGGAAAGCCAGAGCAGGGUCUCCCAGGAAUGUUCGUCACAGGCCAUUCCUGUCCUGGUGUCUGGUGAUGAGAACAAGCUCCCCUCACUAGCCCUUCCCAGCUGCUGCCCUUGGGUUGGGGAUGCCUGGGGGGAGUCCUGGCGGUGCCUGAAUAACACGCCUCCAAACCCCUCACCGGCAGGAAACGUCCUACCCAACGUAGCCCGCGCAUGCUGUCCUGGUUUCAGAAUAAAAUCCACAUGCCGCCGUUCA